AGUUUCUCAAGGGAGUUAUAGCACUACAGCGCAGUGUUUUCGUGUUUUUGUCAUUUUACUGGCCAUCCUUAGUGAAUUUCUAGUGUCCUAUCAAAGGAAACUUUUAAAAUUUGCCGGUUAGUUUUUGGACGUUGUCAUUUUUAUUCUAGAGGGAAUAAUUAUAGGUGUUCAUCCUGGAGGGUCGACAAGGAAUGCAAAAGGAUUGUGGUGAUUGUCUCGCUCUUAGACACCGCACUUGUACGUUGCACCAAACUUGGAAGUGGUUACACCAGACCAUCGAUCUUCACAAUUACAUGAUAUCCGUAUCUUCGAUUUCAGCAAAAUUUUUCUACUAGCUGUCUUAAUUGGGCCAUUUUUUCUCUAGUACAAAAGUUCAUUUUGUAGGCAGCAUAAAACCUGACCUGACUUUGGCAGACAAUCAGUGAAUUUUUAUUUUCAGAAAGAUAAGAUUUAGAAAAAUGGCAUUUUGCGUCGUAAGAUCUGCACUUCGAGGAAAGAUCGUGACUUCUCUUCGUCAGGGGUUCCCGAGACCUCUGACCUGUGGCCUGUCGACGAAGGAGAAAGUCGAUGAGAAAGACAUCAAAAAGUCUGUGUUUAUAUCUCAAUCGAGCGAUGUCUACACCAACCUCGCCCUUGAGGAUUGGAUGUACAACAACCUGGACUUUACGAACCACCACGUAAUGCUCCUCUGGAGGAACGAUCCCUGUGUGGUCAUCGGACGCCAUCAGAACCCUUGGUGCGAGUCGGAUUUGACCAGUCUGGAAAACAACAGAGUCUCCCUCGCAAGGAGGAACUCGGGAGGAGGUGCAGUAUACCAUGAUCCAGGCAACCUCAACAUCACUUUUUUCGCACCGAAA
Molecule: messenger RNA, 857 nt
Organism: Cimex lectularius (bed bug)
Lineage: Eukaryota; Metazoa; Arthropoda; Insecta; Hemiptera; Cimicidae
Exons: 1
Coding region: 192-335 (47 amino acids)
Source: RefSeq, a predicted model, not a curated record